This is a messenger RNA of Synchiropus splendidus (mandarinfish), 2843 nucleotides long. RefSeq lists its product as uncharacterized. The transcript has 3 exons. Gene Ontology annotation, molecular function: proton-transporting ATP synthase activity, rotational mechanism. The record is from RefSeq and is a predicted model, not a curated record. The coding region runs from base 257 to 2332 and encodes 691 amino acids. Lineage: Eukaryota; Metazoa; Chordata; Actinopteri; Syngnathiformes; Callionymidae. Gene Ontology annotation, biological process: proton motive force-driven mitochondrial ATP synthesis.
UCUAACUGUAAAUAUAUAAAUAAAUGCAUACCAUUUGGUGUUUCAAGAUAUAACUGCAAUGUCAUUUUUAUUUCCACUAUCACAUUUUACUUGACUUAGCCAGUUCAUUUAUGUGGCUCACAGCAGUAUCAAUAACAAACAUUUGCCUUUGUCUGAGCUUUUUACUGACGUGCCUAAAUAUCUGAAGGCCACAACACAUCCUGGAUCAAAGUAAGCGAUUAUUAACUCUGAAUCGGCUCAGGAACAUUUUGGGCAAAUGUUUUGGGUUUUUUUUUUAAUAUCUGAGUUUGUCUCCACAGAGGUUUGUCCAUACUGUGGAAAAGCCUUCAAGAGGUUGAAGAGCCAUCUCCCCCACUGUAAAGCUCAGUCAAGACCUGAAACAUUGCCCAACAUCCCUAAGUCAAAGGCGCUUUCGGCAGACGCCUCAAAGCCAAUCACGAAUGCCAAAAAUUCUGAGCAACUGACUCAGAUCACCAGUCGACAGGUUAGUUACUAUGAUGAUGCCUUGUCAACACAAGAGCAACCUUUGAUAAACACAGCACCUUCAACAAAGAGCAAGAGCUGGAAAAAGGACAGAAAAACUGAUAAACACGGUCAUGGAAUCUUGUCUGGUUCAACUCUAGAAACCCUGGUUUCUGGAAGUGCUGGCCACAAAGCUGGGGGUCCUGACCUCACACUUACCAAAUCCAAGACUAAGAAAAAAAGUCUGCGUUCUAUAAUAGAAGCAGCAAAGUCAAGGCAGGUCACUCAGGCAUCAACUUCAGUGGUCCCAAUCUUGGGUUCUACAUUGCAAGCCGGUCCAGUUGGCCGACAAUUGCCACAUUCUAGAACCAGAAUUCACUCAGAUCAAGCGUUGUUUGUGGAAGAUGUUCAGCAAGAGCUUCUGGACGCUGACGUCAAAUCUGCCAGAUCUUCCAAGAACAAGAGUCUUUCAAAGACCAGCCAGGUUUCCAAGGAAUCUGAGGAUUUAAGUCAAGAAGCGAGAAACUUGAUUGAAGAUCAUGAUCAUCCUGUCAAGUCGGGCAGCAAAACUAAAGGAUCCGCUAAGAAGUCCAAAAAACAAGAAGCCCACAUGCAACAAGAUUCGGUCUCAGUUUCAACCCACGAUGCCCGGCAGCUCUCUGACGCCAAAUCAAAGUCCAGAACUAAAGUGAAUUAUGACUCCACAAAAGUGAAACCACAGCAUGAGCCAAGUCCUUUGGUCUCUACGAGCAGCUUGGACGCGUUAAGCAGAGCAGGAGCUAGCAACUUGCUGGAAACAACUCACAAUCCUGGGAACUUGAAUAUCAAAUCCAAAGGAAGAAAGGACACAUCUGCUUGGAUAGAAACUUCAAAGGUCAAUGGCGUUGUACAACUGCCCAAAGAUUCAAUCUCCGCAUCGGCUCUUGAGUCAGGGGCCAAAGAACUCCACCAUCCACUGCUUCUCAACUCUGAUGCCAAACCCAAAGGAACCAGGAAAAGCAGCCUCUCAUAUUUGACUGAAGCUUCAAAGCCCAACCACAUUUCUGGAACUGAGGAUGUAGAUGCAAGUUCAUUUCUUGAGACAGAUCCACCGAUCCUGUUGAGAACGUCACAUUUGAAACCUGCAUCUGAUCCACCUCAAACGUUUGAGAUGAACAGAUCUCCUGCUGAACAUCAGAGAGUCGAGUGGGGAACAUCAAGUGAGGCGUCAACAGAUACUGGUCCUCCAUCCAGGAUUACCAUACAGAAUCUUAAAUCCACACUGGACCGAAGGAAACCCAGCAGGUCCAUUCUCCAAGACAUUACUGACCAACAACCAAGUUUGCACCAGGAGAUUCCCGGCUGUCUCACCACUCAAACUCUAAACACUAAAUGUGGACGCCACCACCCCACGACAGGGAUCCCUGUACCCCCGCCAGCGCAGUGUCCAAGUCCUCCUCAUCUACCUGAUGCUGCGCUGCCUCUGGUGAGAAGACUUCCAGCGAGGAAUCUGGAUCCAUUUGUUAAAUUUGGGAACCACAGCACUGCUAUCGAAGCAACAGAAGGUCCAUACUUGGCAGGUGGCUCAGGCCCGACUGUAAAUAUAAUCCUCGCUGUCUUGUUUCGGUUGGUCUCAGGUCUUCUGGAGCAGCCUCUGGCGCAGGUCCGGCUGAGGGAGUUACCAAAUUGGCUCGUCUACAACACUCCCGUCCAUCCCAGAGCUGUGGUGGGAGUGAUGCAAAGAGGCUGGUGCUGGUACUACAGGAAGUACAUCAACGUUAGGAAGGGUGGCGUUGGUGGCGUCAGCAUGUUGCUGGCCGGGUACUGCAUCCUCAGCUACAUCUGGAGUUACCCUCAUCUCAAGCGUGAACGCUGGCGGAAAUACCACUGAUGUUAUUGGAAGCAUCGAUCCAAGGGAAACUGCAGGACUUCUCAUGCCAUUUUGUUGCUUUGGUUCACCCACCUGCUGCAGUCGACUGUCAUCGGGUGCUGAGGUUAAGAAGUGUUGCCAUUACUGCCAUUUACUGCCAGAGGGAACUAAGAAACAUACAACUACUUGGUCUAAUAGGGCAUUCGAUUUUAUCACUGGACUAAUAAGGGCUUUAUUCCAGUUUACAUAUUUAUGUUUAUUCUCUGUAUUUGUUUUGUUGUGUUUGUUUGAAACCCUCCAUUUAAAUAUAUAUCUUAGUAAAUAAAGUAAUAUAUUGAAUUGAUGCUAUGAUAAAUAGAAACGCUGCCUCUCAAGACCUUUUUGAAUGUAUAUUCAACUACAAUCCAACCAUCACUUCUAGUCAGCUUUUUUUUUUUUACUUUGGCUAUGUGCUUAUAAUAUGUGCAGUAUAAUGCAGUUUUUGCUUGUCAGUGAUUUUUAUGCAAACAUAUUAAAACUGUAUUGUAAUAAA